Phaeoacremonium minimum UCRPA7 is the source of this 615-nucleotide messenger RNA. Its product is annotated as putative metallo-beta-lactamase superfamily protein. Lineage: Eukaryota; Fungi; Ascomycota; Sordariomycetes; Togniniales; Togniniaceae. The coding region runs from base 1 to 615 and encodes 204 amino acids. The record is from RefSeq and is a predicted model, not a curated record. Gene Ontology annotation, molecular function: transferase activity. The transcript is spliced from 2 exons.
AUGAAGCAUACGUUGCUCUUUGACACCGGCCCAGAAGAAGCUGCAUGGGAGAGGAAUGCCGCACGACUUAAGGCUGACGUGGGUGCGAUUGAGCGUAUUCAUUUAUCUCACUGGCACCGCGACCACUCCGGAGGACUGAUCCAGGCCAUCAAACUGAUUAAUGGGGCUAAGUCAGCCGACCAGAAGAAUGUCGCUGUAGACCUGCACCCGGACAGGCCGGAGUAUCGUGGUAUGAUGACACCAAUGGGUGUGCCUCUUUCCCUCGAGGCAGAUCCAAGCUUUGCCGAUAUUGAAACAGCUGGCGGCCUCGUGGAGAAGAGCAGUGAAUCACAUACCGUUCUAGAUGACAUGUUUUUGGUGUCCGGCGAGAUCCCUCGAGAGACUGUGUAUGAGCUCGGCAUCACAGGUGGAAUCCGGUAUACACAGAACACUGGCAAAUGGACCAAAGAUGAGUUGAUCGCUGAUGAACGACUGGUGAUGUGCAAUUUGAAAGGCAAAGGCCUUGUCGUAUUUACAGGCUGCAGUCACGCCGGGGUUAUCAAUGUGUGCAAGCAUGCUCUGAACCUGGGUGCCCCUAUAUGGCGUGGUUGGUGGAUUUCAUCUGGCCGACAAUAA